AUGAAGUUGAAAAAGUAGACUUCGAAAAUAGAAAAAUAACUACCUAAAACAAACAAGAAAUCAUCUACGAUAAACUACUAAUAGCCUCAGGCACAAACGCACGUCACAUAAACAUAUAAGGAGCUUCUAAAGAUAAAAUAUUCACUCUUAGAGAAUAUUAAGAUAUACGAAAAACUUAAAAAAAAGCUCCAAGAAAGCCAAAAUAUAGUCAUAGUAGGUGCCUCAUUUAUUGGUUUAGAGUCUGCCUCUAGCAUAAAGGACUUUUUGAAGGACAAAAUAAACGUUAACGUAGUUGACAAUUGUAAAGUGCCUCACGAAAGGGUAUUCGGGGACGAAAUAGGUUAGGUAAUACAGAAAAUGCAUGAAUAAAACGGAAUUAAAUUCCAUUUAAAAACUGGCAUAUAAAAAAUGGAAGAUAAUAAAAUUUACCUUAAUGAUGGAUCUGUCCUUGAAGCCGAUUUGGUACUUUUAGGUGCAGGAGUUUCCCCUAAUACCGCUUUUGCUCAGAAUAUAGACAAAGAUUUCCUAGGAGGAAUCAAGACUGAUGUAUUUUUAGAAAGCUCAUAAAAAGGUGUCUUUGCAGCUGGUGAUAUAGCUAAUUAUCCCUACCAUUUCACCGGUUAAAGGGUUCGUAUUGAGCAUAUUAAUACUAGUAUAUAUUAAGGAUAUGUCGCUGCACUUAAUAUGUUAGGAAAAUAAGUCCCAGUGUAGGAAAUACCAUUCUUUUGGACUAGAUAAUGGAAUAAAUCUAUACAUUAUACUGGUUAUGGGUAAGGAUUUGACGAUGUUUUUAUAUAAGGAGAUCUUAAUAAAUUAGAGUUUAUGGCUUGGUAUAGUAUUAGAGGAAGGGUUGUGGCUUUCGCGGCUAUGAAUAAAGGACCUGUAGCUAUGGUUGUUAAUGAAGCCAUGAAAUAAAAUGUUUUACCUAGCAUGUAGGAUAUUAAAGAAGGGAAAGUUAAUAUCGAGGACAUUAAAAAAAGUGUCGAAAAAAGAGGAAGCUUUUGUAAAUGUUAGAGAAUGGAUAAAUGUUGUGGAGUAAAAGCAAAAAUUUGA
Messenger RNA from Ichthyophthirius multifiliis, 1053 nucleotides. RefSeq lists its product as hypothetical. The transcript has a single exon. The record is from RefSeq and is a predicted model, not a curated record. Gene Ontology annotation, cellular component: cytoplasm. Gene Ontology annotation, molecular function: oxidoreductase activity, acting on NAD(P)H; flavin adenine dinucleotide binding. Lineage: Eukaryota; Ciliophora; Oligohymenophorea; Hymenostomatida.